Rana temporaria (common frog) is the source of this 3450-nucleotide messenger RNA. RefSeq names its product decorin (gene DCN). Bases 344 to 1408 code for a protein of 354 amino acids. The record is from RefSeq and is a predicted model, not a curated record. Gene Ontology annotation, molecular function: protein binding. Lineage: Eukaryota; Metazoa; Chordata; Amphibia; Anura; Ranidae. The transcript is spliced from 8 exons.
AAAAGUACAAUACAGAUAAGUAAGAAAAGUGAAAGAAAAGGCUGAUAAAAUCCUGGCUAAAGACAUUGGAGACAUUACCAUAUGAUCUAAUGUGGGUGUCAGCCUGGAUUGUGUUCAUUGAAGGAAACUGUAUUCUCUAACAGUGCUUGGGAAUAGGAGCAGGAGGGUUUUCACCAAGUGACAGUCGCUCAGCACUGGGUCUACCUCCUCCUCCUCUGCACACCUGUAAGAUCCUUUUGUCUGGACUGAAUAUUUAAAUUACAUCUCUACUUUGAAAGUUCUUCUUGCAAAUCCCAGGAUUACAAGGUUACAUUACAGUGCCAGUGCUAAAUGAUCUGACAGUAUGAGGGCAGCUAUCAUUCUCACUUUGUUUGUCACAUUCUGCUAUUCCAAGCCCUUCCACCAAAGAGGCAUAUUUGAUUUUAUGCUUGAAGAUGAUGGCUCUGGUAUAGAUAUCAAAGAGGAUUUAGAACCAGUUGGACCUGUGUGCCCAUUCCGCUGCCAAUGCCACCUUCGUGUUGUCCAAUGCUCUGAUAUUGGACUGGAUCAAGUGCCGAAAAACAUUCCUCCUGAUACCACUUUGCUUGAUUUGCAGAACAACAAAAUCACAGAAAUUAAAGAUGAUGAUUUUAAAAACCUCAAACAGCUUCAUGCAUUAAUCAUUGUUAAUAAUAAAAUCAAGUCAAUAAGUCCUGGUGCUUUUGCUCCUCUGACAAAACUGGAACGACUGUACUUAUCAAAAAAUAGCCUAAAAGAGCUUCCAACCAAUAUGCCAAAGUCACUUCAGGAAUUACGUGCGCAUGAGAACUUGGUAACAAAAGUAAAGAAGUCCGUGUUUGAUGGGUUAAAUAACAUGAUUGUCAUUGAACUAGGCACAAAUCCAAUAGAUAGCUCUGGGAUUGAAAAAGGAGCUUUUCAAGGCAUGAAGAAACUAUCCUACCUCCGAAUUGCAGACACUAAUAUAACCAGCGUUCCUAAAGGUUUGCCAACUUCUCUAACUGAGCUGCAUCUUGAUGGUAACAAAAUUUCAAAAGUUGAUGCUGACAGUUUCAAUGGACUGAACAACCUUGCAAAAUUGGGGUUGAGCUACAACAAUAUCAAAACUGUGGAAAAUGGGUCAAUUUCUGAUGUACCUCAUUUACGGGAGCUACAUUUAGAUCACAACAGUCUGACACAGGUGCCUGGUGGGCUCAAUGAACACAAAUACAUCCAGGUUGUGUACCUCCACAACAACAAAAUUGCUGCUGUCUCAACAACUGAUUUCUGCCCCACUGGAUACAACACAAAGAAGGCUUCUUAUACAGGCAUCAGCCUUUUCAGCAAUCCUGUUCAGUACUGGGAAAUCCAGCCAGCCACAUUCCGAUGUGUAUAUGAACGCUCUGCUAUUCAAAUUGGAAACUACAAGUAAAAAUGAUUUGCUGGCCAAUGUUUUUUAUUUCAAUUAAAUGUUCCUUUGUUUGUCUGCAUAUUUGUUUCAAAAAAACCUUAGCAACAAAUAAAAAGUCAAAUACUGGAAAUGGCCCCAAAUAAUAAUUUCAUGUUUCAUGAAACAUUGGCUUCUCGGAUCAAAAAGGGGAUUUGCUAGUGAUGGAGUUCAUGAUGCAUACCCAUUGUAUGAAGGCAAUUGAUAUUGCAUGAAACAUGGACUUUUAUUGAUGUACAAUAUUAAGACAUUUCAUAUUAAUUAUAAAUACAAAGAAAAAAUGCAUGCAUUAGUCAAUCAAGUGUGAGGCUCUUGCACAAAAAAGAAGAGAGAAGUUUUAAUAAUGUUUAGCUUUCAACCACUAAAACAUUGCAAAAGUUGGUCUUGAAUAAACAGAUGUAGUCAGAGUCAAAGUUUGAUUCUAUCUACUUUGCCUUUUGGGAUAAUUUACUAAAGUGUGUAAAAUAUACUCCAAUUACAUGUAUGUUUUCUAAAUCUGCUUUUCUGAAUUUUUCCUUAAAUUGAUUGGUCUUUUGGCAUCAGCACAGACUUGUUGAGUUUACACCUUUUAUUAAGUUAUUCCCUAAAUUGGCCAAAAGUGAGAAAUCCUGCAACUUUUUGAAAUAACGAAAUCUAUACUGUAUAUGUAAUUUUAAAAUUCAGAAGAGACAGAAUUAACAUACAUAGCACGAUGGUUGAUAAUAUUUUAAAUUGACAACAUUUUAUUCAUUUAAGGAUAAGUCCUCUAAACCAAAAAUUAUUAAAUUGUUCUGAUGGGUGAAGUCUUUCCUCUUGAGAUCUUACUGUUGUAGCAUUCAUAUUUAUACCCCUGCCAAGUUCUUUACACACUGGUCACGCUCUUACCACUGAAUUAUUCAUUUAUCAGUUAGUUUAUAUAAUUGGGGAUUGAGCAGGAGGGUCACAGUUCCUCAAUCAGCUUUGUAAUGACUAUAGUAGAGCAAAGAUUCUGGAUUUGGAGUGUGAAAACCGUAAGAGAUGUAUGAAAGCCAAUGGAUGGUUCAAGCCAGUGGUAUCCACCCAAAACCCCACAUUUCCAUUUAGUAUUUUGUAUUUCAAUAGGUUAUAAUAAUGGAACACGUCAAGCACAUUAAAGAUGGAUUUUCACUGCAAACAGCCUGUAAUAUCCACAAGAAAACAAGGAAUUGACCAUACAUAGAGGGUACCAAUGAUUACCUUAGGAGACCAGAAAUACAUGCUUUGGAGUAAAGAAUAAUUUGGUCAUUUCAGAUUGUUUUCUGUGGAUGUUGCAAUAGCAAGCUAAUGAAUCAUCUUAGUGCUAAUGGAGAGAGUGUUUCAGACAGGACAGCACUAUGUAAGUGCAUGCCAGUUCUUCUUAUUAGUUCAUUGAGAAAUUAGACCUCUUUAUGUCUACCUGUCUAAAUUUGUAAUGUUCUGAUAAACAGGCAAUGCAUAUUUUGCAUAACAUUAACAUGCCAUAAUUUUUAUUUUAUAUUAGUAUGUAAUAGAUAAAACCACAUUCAUAAUUUGUCCCCCUAUAUACUUCCCUACAUAAAGGAUGAUUUAGUUCCAAACGUACACAUGAAAUAUGUCCUAUGCACACAUCCUUCAGUUGUGUAGUGUUCUAUAUAACCCAACUAGCUAUUGUUCUCACUUUAAAUAUUGUAGUUUAGAAAGUUUAUAUUAAAACUACAAAUUAAGAAAUUUGAACAUGUAAUGAAAAACCAGUCAACUAUGCAAAAAUCAACAUUAUGCUGAUGGCUAACAUGGACCACUGAUAUUCAUUGUAAAGUUCUCCCUAGGAUUUGUGGAUUGGAAUUAGUUAGUACACUAAAUCCAUGGAAUGUUUGGAUAUUCUACUGGUUUGCAGUGUAUAUUGAUAUUGUUCAAAGUCAUAGUCAGUUACAGAUAUACUGUACAUGUCUGUUAGAUGUAUGUGUGUUACAGUACAGUAUUGUAUUGUAAGUGGAACUGUUAAGUUUUUAAUAAGGAAUAAUUUGUAAAGUGCAUUAAAAUGUCAAAAGCUCACACAUGUUGAAUUUUGUAAA